Messenger RNA from Heteronotia binoei (common prickly gecko), 1681 nucleotides. RefSeq names its product WD repeat domain 53 (gene WDR53). Bases 533 to 1594 code for a protein of 353 amino acids. The record is from RefSeq and is a predicted model, not a curated record. The transcript has 3 exons. Gene Ontology annotation, molecular function: protein binding. NCBI's taxonomy places the organism in Eukaryota, Metazoa, Chordata, Lepidosauria, Squamata, Gekkonidae.
CCUUCCAAACUGACCGCCCCGGCCCUGGCAAAGGCAAAAGGUGGAGCCAGCCCACCAGCCAACCAACGACCCGGCUGGUGCCGUCAGCUAGAAAAGGAGGGCAGCGCCCAACGCUCAACGUCUUCCCUUCUUUGCCGGCAAAAGCGGGCGGAAACGAGUCCUGUCAUCUGAGGCACUCAGCCUAGCCGGUGUGGCAAAACGCUUCCUCUUGUCUCCGCGUAGUGGCUAGGACUGAGAUGAGAAUAAGACAGAUUCCCAAGAACACCCCUCACUCUUCACGGUUAUUGCUCUUAACUUCUAUUUCUUUGGACAGCGGAAUUAGGCCCUGAAGGUGAACCAGCCAUAUUGAAUGAGGGCAGACCUGUCAGGGUUCCUCUGUUACAGACAUGCGCAAAAAUGUACCUGUCGGACAUGGAGAGAAGAGGGAGGGGAAAGUGCGCUUCGGAUGACGGUAAUUUUCUUCGCCGGAAAAGGAGGUUUUCUAUGGAGAGGCUGGUGGGGUGCUGGGUCUGUUUCAAGAUUUUGAAAUAUUAUGGCUGAGAGGUGGACCAGUGGACACUCCUCUUCAAUACUAUGUUUGAAUGUGAGCAAAGAUAGUUUGGUGGCUUCUGGAGCGGAAGGAGGAGAACUGACCAUCUGGACUGAGGAAGGGAAUCGAAUAGAACAGACAUGGCUUCAGAAAGCAGAUGAUGUUACUUGUGUUGUAUUUUCUCCUACCUGCCCCAAGAGACUAUACACUUCUCAUGGGGAAACAGUUAGUGUGUUGGAUAUCAGAUGUCUCAAAGAUCCGGUUGAAAGUUUUCAUGUGAAUGAGGAGGAGAUCAAUUAUCUUUCAGUAAAUGAAACAGACAGUCUUUUAGCUGCUGCAGAUGAUUCUGGAGCCAUAAAGAUAAUUGACUUGGAAAACAAGAAACUAAGCCGCUGCUUGAGUAGACAUGCAAAUAUUUGUACCUCGGCUGUGUUUCGGCCCCGAAGACCUCAAUGCCUUGUUUCAUGUGGUCUGGAUAUGAAGGUUAUGCUGUGGAAUCUGAAGAAAACUCGGCCUCUCUGGAUCAAAAGCUUGCAGGAGGAGGAAGCAGAAGAUCAGUCAGCUGGCCAGCUUUUUAACCCUCCCCUGAUCCAUUCACUGUCUGUUUCAGCUUGCGGCAAUAUUUUUGGCUGUGGUACUGAAGAUGGUAAAAUCAGAAUCUUCCGGGUUAUAGGUACCAAGUUUGAACAAGAGACGGCAUUUAAAGGGCACUCCUUAGGGGUGUCACAGGUUUGCUUUCUCCCAGACAUUGAAGCUUAUUGGUUGGUUACAGGAGGAAAUGAUGGCAAAGUAUUGCUGUGGAAUGUCAGCAAUGACCUAGGCAAACAGAAGUUUCCAGUAAAAACCAUUCACAGACAGAAGAUUAGGAUGCACAACUCCACAAAAAAAGUUGACAAAAUGAAUGCAGAGUUUACAAAUGAGAGUGUACCAAUUUCACCAAAAUUGACCAUUGAACACGGAGAAAAGGUGAACUGGAUUUCAUAUGUGGAGAUUAAAGGUUCUAAGAGAAUACUUGUUGCUGAUCAGACUAGCAGUAUAACUGUCUAUCCUAUUGCUGAACCUUAGCUGUGACUGUCAGGUUGGGCUAAACCAUUUCUCCAAUGCACCUUCUCCUUUAUUACCUCCAAUAAAUUAAACCAGCUGCAACUAAAA